Molecule: messenger RNA, 32385 nt
Organism: Paramuricea clavata
Lineage: Eukaryota; Metazoa; Cnidaria; Anthozoa; Malacalcyonacea; Plexauridae
Source: the annotation of a GenBank genome assembly
CAACAAUCGAGAUUUCACCCUCGACAAACCAAGUACAAAUUUUUUGAAGAAAAGCAUAAGCUAUACAGCCUCUUCGGCCUGGAAUAAUUUGCCUCUUGAGGCUAAAGGUUCAGGAAUUACUAGUCAGAAAUUCAAGUCCAUUCUUGAUCAUUAUUCCUCGCGUUAAAGUGUAUGCACUUAAUCUAAAUUUAAUUAGUGCGUUCGUUUGUAAGGGGGAGGGAGGGGGGGGGAGGUAGGGUUAAUCGUUUUAUAUUGUUAUAUAUGCAUGCCUGUAGUUCUACUUAUCUGUAUUGUAUUGUAUAUUUAUAUUAUGUAAUAUUUUUAACCAAACAGCCUCUUGAAAAACAGGUGCGCAAGUGCCCUGAAGAGCUACCGUUUCUAAAUAAGAUUAAAUAAUAAUAAUAAUAAUAAAAUAAUAAUAAUUUGUUGCAGUGUAUGUUGUUUAAACAAAUUUGCCAUCUACAGCAUUGAUUUAUUUUUCACAAUUCUGCAAACUAUUAAUGGCAGCUGGCAAUGUCACAUGUAACACAAGGCCGUCAGAAGUGGGGGGUUUGAGCCCCCCCCCCCUAAAAUUUCCAUUUGUAUAAGCAAAACACACAAAAUAACUAGAAAAGUGCAAAAGCAAUUAAAAUUUAUUCAGAUAUAUUCUUGAGUCCCCCCAAUAUUGACUUACUUCCGAUGGCCUUGUAACAUCCUGCCCAGAUUUUUUUUAAUUCUAUAACGCCCUGUAUACAAGGUUAGUACCCUAUUGAAUAACUUGCACACCUGACACCACUAUAAAGAAAAAUGGGCCGGCCAUUGCUAAUGUGCCAGUUGAAAGGUAAGCAUGAGCUACUAAGUGUGUUAGCUUAUUUAGGUCAUGGAACAAGACAAUUACAAAAGUAGUAAAAGAGGACACAUUAGUUGUGAAUAUGUUUUUUUUUGCUAUCAUCACGAUAAUGUUCACCCAGCAUGAAAUGAAAAGGUAGUGCACAACCUGUGCAGAGUCCAUUUUGCAUGUUGGCACACAAUUUGGCAUUAAAAUUGUAUAUUGUUGAUUGCUAGGGGAACAGGUGAGGACUCUGAACCCGGCAUUGCUUGACGAGUAAGAUACUUCCCAAUUACACAUACCACAUGAAAUAUCUAAGGUUACAAGGUGGCAAUAUAUUUGUAAUACUAAUUAUAUACAAUAUCUCAAAUGCUCAGAUGUAUGGUAAAUUAAAUUUGAAGUGCACCCCCCCCUUUAGAUUUUUACACUCCCCUGUUGGCCAAGGGUGUGUACCUCUGUCAACCCCCCUCCCCUCCCCCUAUAAACCCAACUGUAUGUUGGGAUGGAUUUACUGGGGGGGGUGCACCUCCCUAGCCCUGGCCAGGGGGGGGGUGCUAUUUUUCAUGAUAAAACAAAAAAAUAUUAUAGAGACAAAAUGAGAUACAGUAAUUUGAGUGAUAUCGAUAACAUGAUAAGAAGCAAACUGUGAACAACAAUUACAAUUCAAAUACAGUAGUCAAGCAAGACUUGACCUGUAAGUUGAUGGGCGGGUGGCAUGCAUGACCAACAUAACUUGGCAUUAGAGCUGGCAGAUCAACCCCCCCCCCCCUCCUACCAGAUCAUGCUGGAUCCAUCCCUGCCACCAUGACUGUUAGUGUUGGUGCUAAUUAAACAGUGCAAUCUUGAACGGUCUGUGCCAGGCUAGAUAGAGACGAUAACAAAAUAACUAGAUAUAACUUAGUACCUGAAAAAUUCAAACAGAACUUCACUUGAAAAGUCAAUAAUUUGUACUUUCCGCAUGGAUUUUCAAGCUCUGUGGAUUAUGGAAUAUAAACUAGGCUGUUAUUACAAUUUUCAAAAUUGAAGUGGAAAGUGUCAAAAAUUUCUUAUCUUGGCCAAUCUAUUUUUUACUUUUAAAGCAUAAUUCACUGAAACAUAUAGAUAUUAAUUUAAACUAUGUUUGAGAAAAAUUCAUUUAUAAAAUCUUUUUUCAGAUUAAUCAGGUAAAGAGUAAGAUACCUGGCAUAUCAGAAUAUAAGUUCUACCAACCAAAAAGAAUAAAAAGAUCUGCACUCCUUAGCUUGGCGCCAUAUUGAAUUUCGCGGUCGCGCUGGUAAAGGCCUGGGGACUAGGUGCUCUCAUUGAACUAUAAAUAAACUGGAAGGCUAACUCAGGGGGGGAAAUUGAAGCCAGUGCAUUUUAGUUUUUCUGAGUUAUGAGCAGAAAUACUCAACACUGAACGUUGGGCUAUAUAUCAAAUUGAAGCUAUUGAAAAACGUUAUUUGGUGUAGAAAUUUCAAGACUUUAGCUAAAAGGGAAAUAUUGAAAAACUACAAACAUAAUUACCGAUAAUUUGCCGUUUUGCAGUUGUUUUUGUAUUUUUUAAAUAUUUUUCUUUUCGCUGAAGUCUUGAAAUUUCCACACCGAAUAGCAAUUUUCAAUAGCUUCACUUUGAUAUAUAGCCCGACGUUUGGGGUCAAGUAUUUCUGCUCAUAACUCAGAAAAACUAUUUUGGCUUCAUCAAAUCAUAGGCCUUCAUCAUAGCAGUUAGCCUUCCAGUUUAUUUAUAGUUCAAUGGGUGCUCUACAUUGAACUAUAAAUAAACUAUAGUUUAUUUAUAGUUCAAUGGUGCUCUACCGUAUCUGAACCACUGAGCUAUACUAUAUUACUGGAGGACCUGCUCGGGAUAAAAAAGUGUCGCCAAAAACAUGGCGGAUCUGACGCCAUUGCCAUGACUACUGGUCCCUAAAUUCAUGGCAACUACCACUGUCCCAACCGCGAUCCUAAGCUUUCGACGAUGUACUUCACCCCCCUGGUUUGAGCCUAAAAAAUUUGUUUUUGAGAAGAAAAUCUCACUGAAAAUCGUGAUAUUUUUCUUCCAAUUUGCUUGAUUUACAACGGAUGCUGCAUUUUUACGCCGCUCGUAUGUGUGAGAAUUCUCCAAACAAGAACGAGAAGAAUAUAUUUUUAUUCACCGGUAAGAUUUUAUACAGUUAUUUGAAUAUUUCUAGAUUCUAGCUUGCUGUGUCUGCUUGCUUUUAUAUUAAACUCGAUAGAAAAAAAUUUAAGAAAUGUACGAAGCACAAACCAUAGGAAAAUGGUUGGGAAUCCUGUAAAUUUUAUUGAUUUUAAUACCACUAGUCUCUGUGUUUUCAUAGCCAUAGGGUUUUAAAACCUGCUUAUAGACUAUAGUGUCAAAAUCCUCACUGUGCACUUACUGUAUAUUUAUUUUAUAGCACUACAGGCUUUUAUAGUAUUAUAGAGAUAUAAGACAAAUUUUCCCUGACAAGCUUUGAGUGAUAUAUAUAGCCUUGCCAGCGGUUCUUGUAGCAGUUAUAUAUAAUGACUGUAUAUACUGUAGUUAUAUUAUUUAUCACUUCUACAACAGGCAGGUGAAAAUGAAAUUGUUUUGCUGAAUAUGCUGGGCCAAUUAAAGGCCAUUAAAGAUAUCAAGUUCAAACCAUUCAAAUGAUUCAAUACCCAUUGCAAUCAAGCAAUGACCAUAAACCUAAGCCCCAAUGACAGACCCCAAAUAUAAGCCCUCCUGUGUAGAAUUGCACCACAAGAAAUUCUGAAUAUAAAGCCCUCUCCCAAAUUUAACCCAUUAAGCGCCAGCACUCUCCCCUUGAAGAGUAAAAUCGUCUGGUGUUAGACAGAGUAAAAUACCAAAGUAGGGUGCAUCAGGGUGCAAUGCAACUCAAUGGGUUAAAUCCCUCUGUGUGAGCCCAUAAACUUAUUUUUGGACAGGUAUUUUUUAAUGCAGCGAAGGGGAUUCCAACAGCUCAGCCCAUCAAAAAUGCUAUUGAAUGAAUAUAAGCAUUGGGUUGUUCCAGAAAAGAUCCACACUCCCCACACAGGAAAUUUCAAAUUGCCGAUGAUUGAUAACAUGUACAUUUGAGAGCAUCUUCAGUGGUGGUAUAUUAUAUCCCCAGUAUUGGAGUAGAGCCCAACUGUUCAGUUAGACAUUAUUUACGAACUUCCUGUCUUAUAUCUGCAUAGAUUAUUUUUGAUAUAUUGUAAUGUAAAAUGAAACUUUGGGAUAGUUAAGAAAUACAAUUAAUCCAUUUAUAAUGGACAAGAUUGUCCCCUUAACAAGUAAAAUUGCCUGGCAUAUUAGAUGGGCUCAUAAAUGACAUACCAUAUUAAUUAACCAUUAGGUUGCAUUGUGCCCUAAUGCACCCUAGCUACUUUAUUAUUUUACUCUGUCUAACACCAGACAAUUUUACUUGUGAACUGGAGAGCCACUCAGUGCUCAAUGGGUUAACAUGUCAAUGUCUAACUGAACUGUCUGGGCUCUGCUCUGCAGUAAAUUUCCUUGUAAUUGGAGUCUGGGAUCUGUGACCCAAUACAUCUUCAGUGUCUUCAUAUGGUACUGUCACUAUUUUAUAUGUAUAAUGGACAUUUCUCAUUUAGGGUGAAUCUGAUGUAAGUCAUGUGGACAAGAAAUUAAUACAAGUUCUUUCGAAUGUUCAAAUAGCAAGAGUUAAGUGGUGCACUAGCUCUUGCCAGACUUAACUGCAUGCCAGAACUAACAAUUACUUUUCUCUAUAAUUUUGUGGGAAUGUGUUAUUUAUAUGUAUGUACUACAAACAGCCAAAGAAUAACCAAUGAGCUCUAGUUUUAAUUUUUUAAUAAUACUGUUAAGUAUUACAUGUAACUUGAUUGUACAGUUAGGUUUUAAUAUUAUUUACUGCUAAUGGGUCAUAUUCCAGAAAACAUCCAUACCACCCCCACAGAGGAAAUUACGUACAUUUACUAUUAUCAGAAACAAUUUUUUCUCCCCUCCCCCUUCGGACGUCAGAAAUUUCCUCGGUGGGGGGAGUGUGGAUCUUUUCUGGAACGUCCCAAUUGGAUAAUUAUUCUUUAACCAUGCAAGUUGAAUUAAAAUAAAUAAUAUACAAAAUCAAGCAAAUUUUUGUCUUUAAUUAAUUUUGAAACAAUUAAUACAUGUUUCUUGGAGGUUCUCUAACAACAGUGGCAUGAACUCAUUGUGGGAGCAUUCUGCAAUAAGCAAGAAUAGAUUAUAGCCAUAGGGGCUAUCAAUAUGGAAGCCAGGCUGGCCUGGUUGGCAGAACUAUUUAUUAUUUCCAGAUUAAUUUCCUUGCCAACACAAUUCUAUUGUUUUGACAAUAUUUCCAUGACCAAUGUUGUAUUGACUUUACUUAGACCAGGUCAGUCCAGUUAGUGUUUAUAUCCAUAAAAUAUCUUCCCGGUGUAACUGAGAGCUUGCCUUCUUCAGGUGAGAUAUGAAAACUGAGCCAGUCAGGUUGUCCAUACAAUUUGAAAGGAAUUUCCACUAUAAAAAUAACCACACAGUGAGUGAGAUCUUGCUUACUGGCCUAGGGCUAGCUGUCACAUUAGCCCCUACCUCAGGAACACCAGAAAUAUGCCAGCAGUUGAGUCAAUUAACCCAAUACUUAUAGGGAUGGGGCAAACAAGUUAAUGCAUGGCCUUUUAAAGAUACAUGCAACAAACUAUCAGAGAGCACACAAUAUACAUGCAAACUUGGGCAAAAAUGCAUAUGCAUUUUCAGAUCAGCUGAGCUUUUUCCAGCACCAGUUCUGAGCUCAUGCAUGAAAAAACCCGGUCUUGGCUAAAUCUAUAAAACCUUACUUCCCUCUUUAAUAUACUAGCACAUAAUAGUUUCAUGUCAACUCAAAUAUUUGUCAAAUUCAUAUACAUGUACAACCAUUAAUUCCUUGGGAUUGAGGGAUGAAAUUAUUAUAUUUUAAAAUUAAAAGAUUCGUCUACAACCACAUUAUAAAUACUCGUGGCUUAUUUUCUAAAAAAUAGAGUACAUUCUACCAUUUAUUCCUAACAUUUUUGCAUGAAAUAUUUAAAAUAGUAAUGUAAAUUUGAAAAAUGUAUAAAUACCUGUUUAUAAUCUGAUAAAUACGGAUGUUUGUUCUGGCUUGAAGUAUCGUUUUUGCCCACAUUUCGCGAGGUUUUAAUAGUUGUUUGUUGUCUUUCACGCUCCACAGACGAGAAUUAACGUGUACAGCUUCCACAUCUUUGAACAAAUUGUCAACAGGCGAAAAAAUAUGUCGAAAAUAUCAAAACAACAAGGAUUCACUGCAAAUUCGCCAAAUUGCAAAAAGCCGAAAUAUUUUUAUAAAAACCAGGGGGGAGUGAAAACUGUGGCGGGCUCAUAAUUGAGCCUUGUUCAGUGGCAAUUACCAUGAAUUUAGGGACCAGUAGUCAUGGAAAUGGCGUCAUUUUUCAUCAAAAUCCGCCAUUUUUUUGGCGACACUUUGUCAGUGAACUCUAUAUAUAUAUAUAUCUGGAACGAUAACAUUCAGUUGACUGAACGAAGUAUAGGAGCAGGUCCUCCAGUUAUUAUACAGCUCAGUGGGCAUUCCCCCCUGGACGUCCGCCAUUUUGAAUAUUAUCAGGGGGUGAAUGCCUCUCAAACGCGCACUGGCUAGGACCAUGGAGUUAGCAUUUUUAAGGUUACGCCAAAACCAUUGGAAAAUCAUAGGAAAAACCAAGAAGUCGGGCUUGUGUAUGACUUAUUCUGUGGUCACGUGUACACACGUAAAUUCCAGAUGUGUUCGCAACAGGCUUGUAACGAGCUUGUCAGUUGUCAACAAGUUGUAACAAUGCUGAUACGUUAUUUUAUCAAGUUGCUACAAGGUUGUCAGGCUCACAACUUGUAACGUUAACAAAUUGUUGAAUGUCUUGAAUUGCAGGAGGUUAACAAGUCUGUUGAGCUCAACAACGUUGUAGCAAGUUGUCAACAAGCCGAUGACAACUUGUCGACAAGCUAGCUGGGAACAAGCAGUGCGAACAAAUCCUGAUCCUGUUGACAAGUUGUUGGAACAACAUUGCUCCAAGUCUGCUGCAGGCGUGUUACAACUUGUGCGUUUUUAGGUGUGUAGGUCACGUGUACCUGGAUGAGUCACGUGCGGCGUUUUGGGUUUCAAUAUUCAAAUUGCACGAACACAUGCAGACUAUUCCAUUCUAUGUUGACUCUUCGAAGGCUUUCGUUACGGCGUUAGAUGGCCUAGCUAUUUUUAUAGUGAUAUCGCCUUGGUUGUAUAUGAUUUAUAUGUAAUCCUUUUUAUGAUUUUUGCAUGAUAAUUUUGGUAAUGUUCCCACGGUAGUUGAGGCUGCUAGGGAUCAGAGAGAACACUAUGUAGACGGAAAGGAGCUAGGACCCGCGGAAAGGAGCUACGACCGCUCGCAGUCGAAUAAGUCGAUCAAUGCGUUAUUUUCGGCACAUACCAUUGUUCACUAACUUCCCAAUUCAUAUAUCGUAAUUUCUUAAAAUAAAAUUUUUCCGGUAAUAUUUUCCGGUAAAUUUAUCAAAAAUUUUGCUAUAACUAUUACUUUUUAACCCGAACCACUCAAAUAUUUUCGCUGAUUACGAAAACGAUUUGCCGAUAAAACGGUUAUUUUGCCGAAAAGACGUUUUCAGGAGGGUGUCAUACCCCCAUAUAGCUAAGGCCCUGAUGUGAGAAUCGACACAGUUGAAUAAUUUUGCGCCGUCACAGCAAAAUUAAGAAGCUACUUUUGCAUUAUUCACUACGUCUACAUCAGGUAGGUCGUGAACAUAUUUACAUAAAGGAGAACGGUAUUGGACCGAGGAUAGAACCUUGAGGGACUCCAGACAUUACAGGUUUUCCAGACGAUGUAGCCCCUAGAACAGUCACACGUUGCCUUCUGGGGCCGAUUGUAUAAAACUCUUAAUCACUUUUUUAAUCAUUAUUUUGUAGUUAAAUAGUGAUUAACUCUCAAAUACGGGCUUCUUAUUGGAUGACGUUUCCACUCACUAUAAUUAACUUUAAUCACUUUUUUAUACAACCGGCCCCUGUUCAACAAGUAGGAAGAGAACCAACCGAGUAAACUACCAGAGAUGCAGUUGUGAAGUUUAUGCAUAAGAAUUUGGUGGUUAACUUUACAAAGGCUUUGCCUUUGGAUAUCCGACGUGAGUCAUUGUAGAUCUACAUAUCCAAACUGACGUGAGUUAGUUUGAUCUACAUAUCCAAACUGAGUGACUUUCCCAAACGUGAGUUUGUGAUAGAUCACGUCAGUUUGUUUCCCAAACUGACGUGAAUUUAUUAUAAAACACAAAAUACUCGGAAAAGUUUCUUCUGAAAUGCAAGAAAUAUGUGAGGUUUCCAAAACCUUUAAACCCCUUUAAAUUUUGUUGGAAUUUUAGUAUUUUACACGGAAAAUGUUUUUGAUCGGGCAUUGAUACCAAAAAGUCGGGCAAAUUUAUUUCUUCCUCCCGUACGGCUGUUGUGUUUGCAUCCAUAUACACACUGUAAACCAUAAUGUCGUCGGCUUCGUGUUUGUUGUUCUUUGGUCUUUGGCGCGAUUUAGAAAGCUGUUCUGUGAUUGGUCAAUAGGACAUAUAUUUAUGUUCUGUAUUUGCCUUGAGCUUUUGUGAACAUCUGUCGAUAUGGUAACGUGAAAAUUAUAUCUUUGCUGCGUCUAUUCAGAGCUUAAUAGUAUCGAUUGUUCAAAAGUGACUUUUAGCUUGUUAUGAAUGUGACAUGAAAGGAUGAACCAUAAAUUGACUUGGACAUUUGAUCGAUUUUACAAGCUCGAUUCGAGCAAGGUUAAACGAACCUACCCAAGCGGUGUUUCGUAUAAAGGAAGCUGCAAGGAAAAAAAGCGCAGUGGUGUUUUUAGGUGGCCAAAUGGAGCGUGUUAUAAUGGCGAGUUCGUCGAGAAUAAAAGACACGGGGAAGGUAAACAAGAAUGGCCCGAUGGCUCGUCUUAUGUUGGAGAAUUUCAAAACGAUGUACGAGAAGGUUAUGGGCUACACACGUGGUUCAAUGGCGAGGUAAUUACAAUGUCAAUGAUUAUAUGUUGGAGUGUUUAGUAACAAAUGUUUGCAGCAUUGUAAUAAUUACUGCUUCCAAAAACAAUAAUGAUAACUUUAAAAAACCAUGGGAACAUUCUAAGGAUCGUUAAUAUGGUUAUUAAAUAUUUAAUAGGGGUAUAAAAUCACGAGUGGUCGGUGCCAGUGGGUAUAUACUAUUUCGCUGACCUCAGAAUGACAUUUCGUCAAAACUUUUUUCUUCAAGAUUGGUUUAGAAACAAACUUGGAGUAGCGUUAGGUUAGGAAUAGGGUUGGGGUUAGGAUUAGGGUUAGAGUUGGUGUUUGGAAUAGGGUUAGUGUUAGUAAAACAGUUGCUUGGUUACGUUUUGUCACUUUGAGGCCAGCGAAAUAACCUCUUCCGUGCCUGAGUGCUGUAGUGCACCACAGCUGUCUGUCAUCUACUGUCUCUACCUGUUGAAGGAUGUACAGGUACCUGAAAAUUCGCAAGUAGGAAAAUAGUGUGGGCUUUUUGUCAUGUGAUUGCUUUUAUUAGUUUUAUGCAUGUUUACUAACAUAAAAGCACAUAUAAUUUCCUCCCAUUCUUGCUAUUAAACUUUUACAGAUGAAGCUAGGGCCUUCUCUUGAAACGUCUAAAGGCUGGUUUUCAUUAAUCAGCGACACUUGCCAAUAUCGAUUCUGUUUAACUGCCUAUCAUAAUGCAUCCGCAACUGUCUCAAGUAAUAAAAAAAUUGUUUUGUUGCGACAGUUGGCGGUAGUUGCAGACACUCUACAAUAAUAAAACAAAUGAAAACACUAUUUGCAAGUUGUCUGCGACGGUCUGAGACAGUGUUACCAAGUGAUGAAAACCAGCCUUAAGUUCUGCUUAUAUUUUUCACUGCAGAGCCAUACGCAGGAUUUUUUCACCAGGGAGGCAGUAAGACCUAUAUGCCGAAAAAAGUCCCAAAUAUCCAAAGAAAUAAUAAUGUCAUUCUAAAAACCAUAUUAAUGAAAUAUAGUUUUCUCUAGAGGGGCAGUUGCCACCCCUGCCCCCCCCCCCUGCUGUGUACAGCCCUGUUUUUCAGGCAGUUGUAUAUCCUUCACACUGCAGUUGUUUCUUAAGCCAAGGUGACAAAUUCUGCGUACAAAAUUCCGAUGUUUUUAAGCAAAAAUAUCAAUAUCUACCGCUAUAAACAGUAAUUGUAGGGUCAUUUCAAUUUACUACAUAAUAAGAAAUAUAUUAGAAAAUCGAGUAAAAGUUCUCGGCUUCACAAGAAAUCUGACAUAUUUAAUAUAUACAGUGAGUCCCAACAUAAAACAAAACAGAAGUCUGUAUGUCAUUGACGUAAAAACUGUAAUUACUUGUUUGAGCGCCGUCCCCGAAUAAGCAUUGUCCCCGAAUUAAGCGCUGUCCCCAAAUUAAGUGCCAUACUAAUUUUCAAUCUGCGGCUCAGUACCGUGUGACAGCAUUUGAAGUUUGAGAAGCCGAAAUACAGUAGAAACAAUCACAGUGUGUUGGUUUUUGCUAUCGUUUUGCCAAGGCGUAAAAAAACUACCUGUGGUUCCAGUUCCUGACCGACCCUAUUUUUUUCUGCCGACCCUAUUAUUUUUUUCAACGCGAUUGACUGUGCGACCCUAUUUUCUCGAGGUGGUUGCGAGCUGCUCAUACACUGUGCCAAAAUGGCAUCUGUUUUCACACUAAGUAUUGAACCAAAUUGCCUAAAUUCGUCCAUAGGAAAUUCGCAUCUCUAGUUAAUAUUGAUGUUGGGACUCUACUGGAAAUCGCCCAGCAAAAAAACUGCCAAAACCAUGAAAAAAAAUAUUUAAAAAAAAACUUAUUUCCAACCUACCAACCCUAAAUUUUUCACGAUAUGAAACGGAACCACAGGUAUUUUUUUAGGCCCAACCAAAGGUACAGAUCGUAAAUGACAUAAUAUUGUAUAUUGUGUGAACCGCGGAAGUGCAGUUGCAGAAAUAUUACUACAUGUAGAAGUUCAAAAAUUAAAAUGCUAAUAAGUCUUAGUGGUUAGUGAAAUGAUGAAUAUCAAUGACAGUCAUUACACUUUGAAGGACAUCCCCGUUCGUAAGGCUUACAAAAACGUCUUGUAUGAGAUCACACAAAUGUAUCCUUUUGUGAAUUUAAAUUAAGGGGAAAAUAAAAACUUACUUUACCAAAAUUACUUUACCAAAGUUUAAAUUCCGCGAUUUAAACUGAAUUUCGCGGUUUAAACUGAUUUCCGCGGAAUUCAGCGAUUUUUGGACAAUUCCGCGAAAUCGCGGAAUUUCCAGAAUGCCUGAAAAAGGGGUAUAUAAUUAUGUUCAUUCAAAUUAGCAUGCCUCACAAACAUCCUAUGAGUAUGGCUGCAUGCAAGCAACCAAGGGCAAUGCAUAUAUCCUGGAGGCAUAUAUAUCCUGGAGGAAACUUUUUGGACAUUUGCAGACUAGUAUAAUCUACUCUUGAAUGUAGAAUAAAUUACCGGUAUGUCUGCUCCUUCCUCCUAUUUUUCGGAAGGGAUUGUCAUUCUUGCCAACGAAAAGCAAAAAUGGAAUUUUAUAUUUUGUGAUCACAACAAAUUUGGCAUAUAAGCAUGUUAAAAUGUACCCAAAUGCUAACAGUUUAUACACAUUUGAAACCGCUAGGAUAUGACAAGUUUAAAUAUGUUCAAAUAAAUUUAUGACAUGCAGUAUUUCUGAAGUUAUAAUCGAUUAUGUGGUGAAUUAUAAUCCUAUAAGAAAUAUUACAACAGAUAAUCGAUCAAUCCGUUGAGAUUGUAGGAGAUUCAAAUAUGGAUAGGCUUAGAACUGACCGUGCAGAGGGCGACAUUUUGAAAGAACUGGAGGAAGGCAACAACUUUCACUGUAUGAUAAAGGAAUUAACCAACGACAAUUACUGCACACUCUCAAACACUCUUGGAUUUAAUAUUCACUAAAAGUAUUACUAAUAGCCCGGAAUAACGGAAAAGGGUCGAAAACACAGACCGCAAAGACAAUAACUUUUAGACAAAUGAAGACUACAAAUUUCGAACAACUGAAUUAGGAUUUGCUCAAUGCACCUUGGCAAGUUGGAGAUAUAAUUAAUCGACGACAAUUGCGAUUACUGGAAUGGUCUUUAUGAAAGUAUUGUUGAUGAAUUAACAUGCUCCCAUGAGAAAGCAAAGAGUGUGUGAGAACGAAAUACCAUACAUGACUCCGGAGUGGAAAAAGGCUAUAUUCAUGGGAUAUGCAGUUUAGAAGAGCCUUGAACUGUAGCGUGACACCUCUUUCGCACUUUAUCACCAGGUCGAUACGGAUGGAAAGGGUUACCAGGUUUUUCUCGUUUUCGAGCUCUAUCCUCUUGUGCUUUUUUAACACGGUGCCGAACAUCUUGAUAAAUCUUCCCACACUUUGCCAUGCUUCGCCUAACCAUUUCUGCUUGUUGGUCAGGUUUUUUCCGGUUGUACUUCAACCUCAGUUUCCUCAAUCGGGUCUGUCAUUCUGCCACCAAAUGUGAUAGAACAAGAGGCGUCAAUUCGUUUUCAAGUUUUAUAUAAAUCUCUUUCUUUUCUUUUACAAACUCAAUAACACAACAACCUUUUUACACACGAGGUGCGCAGUUGACCGGCAGCGCUCGCAAGCACAGGUAGCCCAACUCUCACACCAUGACACAGUUGGGAAUAUUCUUCAAAUACAAGGGCAGAAAGCUUUGGAUUGGUAUAACAACAACCAUCAAGUUAUCAAGAAAACAAAGGAAAUUAAACUACUAGGGGUUAACAUUAAUUAUGCGCCAAGUCUAGUCAGAAAGUAGGAGAUCUUAGUUAUAGACUACGCGAGACUACUGUACGUAACCUAAUAUUUUGCAGUGGUAAAUUAGCAUUAUACAAAUCGUCCACCUUACCUUACCUAACAUACUGUCACCUGGUAGGUAUCAGAUGAUAAGAAGCUAGAACGUAUUCAAGAGCGAGCGCUGAGGGCAAUAUACAGAUCCAAUACAAGAGUCAUACGUACUAUUUACAACAUGAGCAGCCGUGUUGUAUCUCGCCUUCGGCUCGAGUUUGUAUAUCCGAUACAACACGGACGCGAAUGUUGUAAAUGACUUAAAAAACGACUCAUCUUAUGAGUUCAUUGGCGAAGUAAUUUUAAAAAUAAACGUUGUCUAAGCCGAGAAAAUCAAAGUUAAAGUUUAUGUAAAUCAACAUGAAUCUGUAUCACAUAUACAGAUACGACACACUUAUGAUUUUUCUUUGUGUUUUCUUCAUGAAUUAUUAAUGAGUUUUUUAACAGGAAUUACUCCAUCGUGCUAAACUGCCUACACUGCGAAACGGGCAUUUACAGGACAUAGCUACACUGAUGUUUAAGGUUAAGCAUGCACUUGCCUCUCCAAAUUGUUUGUAAUCAUAUCUGAGAAAUAGUGACUUUGACAUUCCAAGGAUUGAAACUGUACGUUACGGAAAACGUUCGAUAAGACGUCUACUGUGUAGGCCCGACUGUUUGGUCAAAACUCGAAAAUGAAAGAAGAUCAUCUACAAACUUAUCAUCUACAAACUUAACAUCUCGAGUAUAAUAGACAAUAAUACUAAUUGCUGCAAACUCUGCAGCUCUUGAUAUAGGUAGAUUUGAAUUUUAGCUGUCUGUCCGUUUAUGUUUUCGAAUUGUGCAUGUAUUUUAAAGAUUGUAAACUUAUGUCAUGUUAAUGUAAAGUAAUUGUCCAAUAUUGUAAUAAUGAAAUAUAUAUUAUAAAUAGUGUCCUGAAUUAGUUGUAAAUAAGCUAAAUACAUUGACACCGAAAUAGAGUUAUUAUAUUAUUAUUAUUAUUAUUACGGGAACCACUGAGUAUUUUGAUAAAAUACAAAACAAUAGAUACUCCGAAAAUUGAAAGCAUUUUUUAAAAAAAAAUGCUUUAAAUAAUGCAUAAAAUAAUAAUAAUAAUAAUAAUAAUGCAUAUUUUUUCAAAAUGCUUUCAAUUUUCGGAGUAUCUAUUGUUUUGUAUAUUAUUAUUAUUAUCAUUAUUAUUAUUAUUAUUAUUAUUGUUCUUCGAAAAGAUUUAAAACUUUCUCCUAAUCAAUCAAUCAACCAACUGUGGAAAUCUACUAAUACCCAUGCAUACUAAUAUCCAAUACGACUUUUACAACUCAACCAAAGAAGUGCUUAAAGAUUUUCGGUCUGAACAUGAAGAUAAACUCCAAAACCAAUUAACUUGUCAGGGAUCCUUUUUCUCUAAUGUAACAAAGUUCUCCUUGUCGCAUCUUAACAAAGUGUGGUCUACUGCUCAAUCAUAACUUCCGAAAAACAUUUAUAACUUUACCGUACGCUAUAUCAAUAACUCUUUUCCGACACGUAAGAACCUUAGCAGAUGGGGAUUGUCUUCAAGUUCAGAAUGCUCCUUUUGUCUCGGCCCAGAAUCAUUAUUGCACGUGGUCGCUGGAUGUCAGUGUUAUCUCGAUCGAUUUACGUGGAGGCACAAUUCAAUCCUGAACUUCCUUGCCAAUACCUUGCAAACUGUGAACGGUUCUGCCCUCUACGCUGUCGCUGACGUGCCUGGAUUCAAAAGUCCGUCAAUAAUAACUGGUGAUACGUAUCUUCCGGAUUUGUUGCUAUCGUUAUCAAAUGGCUCUCUUUAUGUGGUCGAGCUCACUGUUGGCUAUGAGACAAACCUCGAGAGCAAUGCUAAACGGAAAAAAGCCAAAUAUAAAGAACUAGUAAAACAACUAGAUGAAAAUUGUAACGAAGUAAAAUUUAUAAAUCUUUCCAUGAGCUCCCUAGGUAUUUUUGCGCAAGAAUGCUGUACAUUCUUAGAAAUGUUAGGAAAUGUUGGUCUGGACAAAAACUACCGAACGUACUGUGUUAGGAAAAUGAUGACUAUUGCCAUUCGAAGUACAUACUAUAUUUUCUACUGCCGAAAUAAGGAAUGGGAAAGUCCGGACUUGUUAACUAUUUGAAAUAUCUGAUUGUCUUGUAUAUUUAUAUAUUUUCAUGUAUUCUGUCUUGUCAUUUUUAUUAGUUCAUAGUUGUGAUUCAAAUAGCCAAUUGUAAGUUACCUUAAAUUAGUGAGAUUUACAAUUGUAUAUAUAUAGUAAUGUAACAAAAUUAUUAAAGUUUCCAUUAUUAUUAUUAUUAUUAUUAUUAUUAUUAUGUCGCUAUAAGAAAAUUUCAUCUACAGUUUCACAAAAGUUCUUUAAAUGGGUAUGAGCAGGGUAACAGAAAUAUUGCCCAUUGGGGUUAAACGUGAGGGAGGAAAGUAAUUAGUUUAAUCACAGUUAAUAGUGGUUUAAUUUAUGUAAAUUUCACGUAGGCCAUCUCACGUGUCCCUGAAAGCCGUGGACGGUGCUUAGUAAUGUAAUUGGGAUGGCUAUAAAAGCCGUGGACGGUGCUUAGUAAUGUAAUUUGAUCGUUUCUGAAGCCUGCUUACCAGGGGUGGAAAAAGUAUCGGACCAUUGGUCCCGGAAAAGUUUUGAGUUCUCAGAAAAUAUUUCUCCAAGAAAGAAAAAAAAGAUAAUUGUAAUAAUUUAGAUAAAAGGAGAAAUUCAGAGGAAGAGUUCUAACCAAUAGAGAGAAUGUUACCUGUAUACUGUAGGUGUGACUUCAGAAAUGCAAUUGUAAAUAUAUCCAUCUUAAUAGUGCGAUAGUGUAUGAAUGUAUAGACUAUAAAAUGAUGUAACAAAUGUUGUAUGGCAAAUGCAUUUUUAGCCAAUCUGGGACACCUGAUUUUCAAAAUUUUCUGAUAGUGCCCCCAUGCUAGUGCCCCUUUUUUGCAUCUGUAUUUAUGUUGGGAUCCAACCCUUGAUGCAUGUUAUCUAAAUUAGUUUUAUGUUAUAUUCCUAAAAGUAUUAUUAAGAUUCUCCAGUGCACUGAAAUAAUUUUUUUCUGUUAAAAUGUUUUUUUCUGUGCAAACCCCAACAAGUAUGAAACAAAUUACUACCACCUGAGUCAUGUUACUUUACCCAAUAGUUCUUGUUUUGCCUCGUAUUUUACGAUUUCCCAUCGUGUUUCACUUAUUAUUUUUAAGUCAAAACGAAAAAGAUGUUUCACGACUCUGCCCAUGAAACCAAACGACUUUUAUAAUCGAUCAAUCUUGCUCAUUCCACCCCUGACAAUCCGUCAUAUUUUUGCGAUCAGUGGGAGGUCUACCCAUUCACCCAAGAAAUAUAGCCGUGAUCAUUGCUAGAUUUUGGACUUCGCUGCAGAUAGCCGAGCGGAAUGUACCUUCCCGGAGUAUGUCACUUUGGCUAUACAUCCUCUUUUUAGUGAAUGCAACAUUAGUUAAAGCAUAACGUGUCAAUCACGAAACCGAGACUCUAUGGCCAUGAUGAAGUACUGUCCGGAAGCGUGUAUUAGAUCCUCACUACUGGCUUACACUCUGUAUGCGCCCUGCAACGUGGUUCGGAUUUAUAGUUUAAACGUGAAACGCCUCUGGCUCUGAAUGAAGUUAAAAACCAUUUGAAAGAAAUUCAAAUAUUUCUAGGUAUAUGAAGGAACAUUUCUCAGGGACAGACGGCAUGGAAAAGGAAUAUAUCAUUGGCCAGAUGGAACGCAAUACGAAGGUCAUUUUUACAAUGAUCUCAAAGAGGGAUAUGGGUGUUUCCACUUUCCUGAUGGAAAACGAUUCGAGGUAUUAUACUUUGACCAGAUAUUGAUCAGUUCUAAGUGUUUCUUUGAUUCUUUUAAUAAGGUCAUUAUUUACGGCGGGGGGUGGCACGGAAGAAAAAAGAGUUGGGUAAACAAAAUUUUGAGCGAGUAAAAGGUUGGGUAAAUGAAAACCAAAACUCAAGGAUUGGGUAAUAAAAAUUUAUUGUCAUUUCCAAAGCGUGCUUCAGAUGUUUAAGGCCUAAAUGGCAAUGUCAACAUGCAGUCAUAUGUCAAUACAAUAUGUAAAUCAAUCAAUCAAUCAAUCAAUCAGAGACACUAUCUUGAUCAUUUUACAACUUGUCAAGGGGCAAAUGGUGUUUCCAAAGAAAGUACAUGUGCAGACAACAUUAAACUUGCACUGCAGAAAAUUGCACAAGCAGUUAUCCAAUUUAUGUCGCAGAAGUGGUAAAGGACUUGUGCGACAACUGAAUGGUAUCAUUUUGUGAAGCUUUUGGCCAUGGGUGGAUAUUUAUUUUUUAAUUGAUAUUUGAGGUUGGGUAAAAAAUAUUUGGUUGGAUCAUCAAUUUUUUACCAAGGAAAACAUUUCUUUCGGAGCCCAUAAAUAAUGACUGGUCCCUAUUUUCAUUAUUUCCUUUAUAUGGAACUAUAGAGUUUAUAGUAAUAACUCAAUACGUUUCUUUUCAAUGUAGGGCAUAUACAAGAACAAUGAACGAAACGGCGCCGGAAUUUUGUCAUACUGUGAUGGUCGACAAGACGUAGGCAUAUGGAAAGGAGAGAAGCUUAUCAGGUUGUGCACUGUUAUGGAAAACACUUUUGUAUUCCAACAUUUUUCUGAUUACUUCGUUAAUGCUGGGGAAAACGUGCCAUCAAAAGUAAGAAGAGCCAAUUCCGCUCUAGCUGAUUCGAGGAGUAUUAAUGAAGUUGAAGAAAGAAACCAAAGUCUUGAAAGCGUUGACGAAAAGAAAAAUAAUCAGCAAAUACCAGAAACGUUCCCACUGGUUGAUAUCUUGGUUGGCGUACGGAAUUCCUCUCAUGGUCCAAAAGGUCCUUGUGAGUUGGCAAGUGAAGAAUUUCUCCAUAUUUCUGGCAAAGGUGAUUGUAUGAGAGUGAUGGAAUUGGUGGAGGAAGGAUUGGUCCACGUUGAUGUGGCUGAUAAAACUGGAUUUACUGCUCUACUAGCUGCCUCUGUAAGCAUAUCCUAUAUACGUUCCGUUCUAUGUUUAAUAAUACAGUACUGUAUAUGCAUAAAAAUUAUUCUUAUUGGGUGAUAUAGCGCAACAAUUUUUCGAAAAGUUUCUGGUUUUAAAGAAAACUCUUUUCCACAAUGCCGGACGGUUUUGUGCAUCAUGAAUAUCUCUUUAUCCCAAUACUUGAUUUCCAGAAAGCGAACAGUUAGAUAGUAAUUGUCGUUUUGGUUGUGCUUUUUACAUUCAACACAUAUAUCCAAUCAAUUGCAACCUGUUACGGUGUUUGUGUAAAAAUGUCAUUAUUUUAGCAUCUCUUUGCUAAUAGAAAUGCAUGAAAAGGUGCAAUUGUAACCAUCCUUAUUUUAAAUGUGUAUAAUAUUUCUCAGAUAUUCAUGUUUGUUUUUCUUCAACCUGCAUUAAAGGUUAAUUGCCACAAGGAUAUCAUCAACUGUCUCUUAGAUUAUGGCGCGGAUGUGAAUAAACUAAACUACGAAGGGCUGUCUCCUCUAGCUGCUUGUCACGUGCUGUUUUAUACGAAACACACGUGGAACGAGAACAUAGGUGAAAUUCUAGCCAACGAAAACUUAUUUAACAGUGUUUACUGGGAUACACAAAGUGGAACAUUUGUACAGAGAAAACCUGUUUACUAUCAAAACAAAACUCGCUCUAAAAUUAAUGCAACUGAAAGUACUUCUCAAUCAAGUAUUAAUAGUGUUAAUGGGUCAAAUCGGGACAACUUGACUUGCGGUAUACCUAAAAAAUCAGGUGAAAACUCAACGGACAAUAAUACCAGUGUUGGUGUACGUGAUCCUGUAGCUUUUGAGACUGAAGAAAAUGUUAAGAAUCCCACUAAAACUGACAGUAAGGUCGUAUCUCGAAAAGUAGGAGAUCAUCCCAAAGGUUCUAAAGAUGAGAACAAGACGAAUGGCUUUGAUGCUUCUAACACUGGUCGCAAUGAUCAUAUUCCUUACGAAUCACAAGCUUUACAUCUAAAAUGUUGUGGGAUGGAAGGAAAUCCGGACAAAAUUGAUAAAAAUGGAAAUAAAAUUCAUAAUGUGGAAACAAGGAAAAGCAUAACCAAAGAAGAUAUUCCAAAUAACCAACAAGAUGUAACAACAAAUUGUCACAACAACCAUUAUCCGGAAAAUCUGUCUACUGAUCCCAAGGUUGAACAUAAGGAAGCCGCUUCAUUGGAAAUAGGACACGCACAUCCUGAAGUUGAAGUAUCUGAUCCAGGCUCUAAUAUUAAAGAGUCUAUUGUUGAACGCUCUGAAAUGGUUGACAAGAAUACUUUUAUUCACGUUUUUCUCAACCGGGCAGCUUCAGCCAGAUCAAAGCAAAAUUCGUCUAUUUCCUUCGAAAAUAUCAAUUCUAGCUACGAGGAAUCUUAUUCCGACAACAGGGAUGAAGUUCAUUAUUACCGAGAUGAAAACUCACGGAAUUUAACUGGAGAUCAAAGUAAAGAUUGUGAUGAGAAAGAGGAUAACCAUCUAGUUGUAACAGUUACUGCACCUGAUAUUCGAGAAUCUGUUCAGUAUAGCAUACAAAAUGCGAUAAGCAGUUCCUUGCAAACUACGAAUACUGUGGAAGAUGCCGAUAGUCUGAAAAGUGUCGAACAAAACCGGCAAAAACUUCUUACUCAACAAAGGUAUACGUUAAUACUUUGAUAAUUUAAUAGUGGAAUUUAUAGAAUAUUCAAAAUUUGCAUGUGCCUAAGACCUAAUCUUGGUUGAUUUCAGUGCAGUUAAUCUCAAACAGCAAUCAUAGUGUAAUUUUCUGCAAUCGCAAUGCAAUUUUCUGUAAUCACUAUGUCUAUGAACCAAUCAAAAUUGAGCUAAGUUUUGACGGAAAAAAAACCUUUAAAAUAUUCUCUUUUUUUUAAACAAACAUGGCCGCAUUUAGAUAAUGUUUUGUUUUAUAUACUGUUACGGUUAUUAAUUUAAAUGUUUGUUUGCCUUUUCGUUUGAUUGCUUUAAAGAUUACACGGAUACGAACAAGCAAGUGUUUUGUACCAACUGCUUUGGCAGUUGUGUUGUCUAGUUUAUGCAUUUUGACGUGAUAGCUAAUAUAUUUGUUCUUUGUUUAUUAAAGAUCAAGUUCAAAUUUGAUUGGUCUCGAAUACCUUUAUGUACAUUAUUAAUAAGUAAUAGCAUGGUUUCUCGUGAAAUUUGGAUAAACAUGCACUCGUGAGUUUUUCAAAGACCUCAAAUAGCACUCGUCCUUCGGACUCGUGGUAUUUUGAGGUCUUUGAAAAACUCACUCGUGCAUAUUAUAUCCAAAUAAAAAAAACAACAUGCUAUUAUAAAAAAAAACGUGAAAAAAAAGGUAAUGUUUUUUCACAUGCAUGCAAGAUGAUAUUCAUUGUGACAUCAGAUUGAAUAAUUAAUGCAUGCCUGUUAAUUAAAAAAACUUUUAUAAUUUUUCAAUAUAAAUUAAUUCAAAUUUGUUUAAAUAUAACAUGAUGUUUGUGACAUUUUGAUACUGACACACAUUCUCACUGGCUUCAUAAAAAAUGUGAGGUAUAUCACAAACAUAUUGUGUUUUAUUUCUAGACGUCCACAUUUAGAAGCAACUGUACGACUGCUUUUAAGACGAGGUGCCAAUCCAAAUGCAUCUUCGUUACCCAUGCCCGUGCUGUUUUUUGCCAUCAAGGCUGCUGAUGCUCCUGCUGUUAAACUACUGUUGGAGAAGGGCGCUGAUACAAAUGCAAGACUUUCAAAAGAGGUACGAGUGCAUGACACCUCAAUAAUUGUGACUUUGUGAGUCUUUUAUGAACUGGCGAUAAAUAAUAUUUUGCCGUUGUCUGUUCAAAUAUGGAUACACAGUAUGACGUCAUAAUGUGAUAAGAACAAAGUGUUCUUACUACAUUGUGAUGUCAUACUGUGUCUCUAUACUGUAUAGACAACAGCAGAAUGUUAUCUAUUUGUUUCAUGUAAUAAGAAAACUAAUUAAACAGGUAAAUAGUUCAUUUUAUCUCCCCCCCCCCCCCCCCAAAAAAAAAAACAUUUGGAAAAUUGAAAAAGUCGAAAUCUUACAAAUAUCGCGCGUACAUGAGUCAUGGUCUAUAUACAAACUACCUGGUAUAAUACAAAUUACUUAAACGUUUUUCGUAUCUGUUUUGUAUAAUAUUAUAAUAAUCUAUGUUUAUUGGUCGAGAGGCAUGAUUAUACUAGAUGACAGACAGAGCUAUCUAUGAUCUAUGAGAAAGCCCAUCACAUCUCACUCACAAAUAUCAGGAACAUAUUUUUAUAGAUCAUGGAUCACGUCUUGGUUGUUCGUGGGCCAUUUUUUUCGUAUCUGUUUUGUAUAAUAUUAUAAUAAUAUAUGUUUAUUGGUCGAGAGGCAUGAUUAUACUAGAGGACAGACAGCUAUCUAUGAUCUAUGAGAAAGCCAAUCACAUCUCACUCACCAAUAUCAGGAAUAUAUUUCUAUAGAUCAUGGAUCACGUCUUGGUUGUUCGUGGAUCACGUCUUGGUUGUUCAUUUUUUUGUUUUUACUGAACAGACUGUUAAACAGUAAAUUGUUAUCUAUUUGACAGUAUUUGUCCAUAUAUAGGAUGGUUUUCCAAUGCGGCCGCAUCUUAUAUAUACAACACGGCCGCACACGCUGUAUAUGUACUAUUUAUCAUAUUUAAAAUGCGAGUGUUUUAUCAUAUUUAAAUUGCGAGUGCGCAGCACGAGCAUUUUAGAUAUGAUAAAACACGACUACAAGUGUUUUGAAUAGCUUCAAAUACGACUUCAAGAAAUGCCGUCUCAUUGGUAUUCUUUAUACUAAUUAGGAUGGACUUUUAUAUAAAGAAUACUAAUGAAGAUGAGUUUGAUCAAGUAUAAAGCCUCUUCACGUGGCAUAUUAUGGUUGACGUGAUUUGCCAAUAAGCUUAUGAAUUAUUAAUAAGUGUUUGAAAUACUACACAAAACUUCGACACAUUGUCAAAACCAUUGAUAUAUUACUGACACGUUUCCGCUGUAUACACUUUCCACUGUUUCAAUCAUGCCAUAACUGCUGUACAUAUACUGUAAUAUAUUACUGUUUAUACUGUAUGUUAUGUUUUACAGAAACUGGGUAUUACUCCUCUACAUAUUGCUGUUGCAUUGCCGUCUGAUGCAAUUUCUAUUUCUAAACUGUUGCUCGAAGCUGGGGCUGAUCCAAAUUUGAGAGAUUUUGCUUUUGGGGAUGUAGAAGAUGGCCGUACGUCCUUACAUACAGCAUGUUGUAGGGAAGAUAAUGAUGAAGUAAGUUAAUAUUUUCAUUAAACUAGUGAACAAAUAGAUGAUUUUCUAAAUCCUUCCUGGCCGACUCCCACUAACUUAAACUGCCGCAGUAACUAUACUGUAUAUAAACUGGAAAACUGGGCUGAUUGAAGAAGUCUAUACGAUAAGGGAGUUAUAUAAGAACUUCCGAGUUCCGACUACUACAGACUCUCCUGAAACAAUGAUAUAAAGCUAGCAAGUAUCCAUCAAACAGGACCUGCGUGCGUUUUAUACAAACGGCGGGAAUUGAAUCUUGCAACCUAAUAAAACCGUUUACAAAACUACAUGCAAGCGGACGGACAAACACAGACUCUUAGCAAGGACUGCCGAUUGAUCUGAGGCGAUACCUUGCACAUGCGCAGCUACGGAAACCAAACGAAAAAAUUAUUAUAGUUUCUCGCUGGCUGAAGUAUGAAAGAAGCGAGAAGCGGGUUCUCACACUGGGGGGCCCCGGGCGAGGUACGAUGCCCUUAUAUGGGCAUGCGCCUCGAGAUAGAGCAUGUUUUGUCUUUUGCCGCAAGUGUGGUAGUUUGUGCCUUAAAACGCUCUUAAAAAAACCUGAAAUAUUUUAUCGUGAAGAUGUCCAAGUUCUUCUGUGCUCCGACGCUUGGAAAGCCACAAUAAGAGUCCUCAUGAUGGGGAUUUCGAAGGAGAACUUAAUAACAGCAGACGAGAAUCGCGGGAAAGCGAGAGACGUAAGGAACGACAUCGUUCGCAAAGCCAUUCUUCUCGUCAAAGUCGUUCCCGCCAACGUUCGCGAAGCAACGAUCGAGAGGAAACGAUACCCGGUUGGGCCCAGCAGCUAUUAAACGGACAGGGAGAGUCUGAUCAGCGACUUAAGACGCUGGAAAAACAGCUCAACGAUACGAACGCCAAGCAAUCGUAUGCACGCAAGCGGGAACACUCGCCCACACCAGAAUUUAAAUACAAGCGCAACAAAGUUCAGUACGAGCUGAAUAAAAGAAUUUUGGGCAAGAUCGAAACAGCUUUAGACGCGUCUGACGACGAAGAACGUAGUGGAGCCCUUGACGAAGGUAGGAAAAUGUUGAUAGAACGCAAUAAACAUAUUAAACUAGCCGAAAAAUACGGAUGGGAGGCUGUUGAUUGUUAUAUCGAUGAACCGCUCGCGAGCGACUCAGAUGACGACAAAAAGAUAAGGCGUGCGAUUAAGGAGAGUAAAGUUCUAAAAGAAGAAAAACGUACAGCUGCGACAGCAUCUAGAUUGCCAGUCAAUAACUCCCAAUCCAAAGUAGGCACUCAACCGCAGAGAAUUCCCAACGAGAGCAAUUUUCGCCAAGUCAUCAAAAGGUCCCCUGGCUCGCUGCCAGCUCAGGACACCACGUGUUUUCGUUGCGGACGAAAAGGCCAUUAUGCCCGUUACUGCAGAUCUCUCGUCGCCCUUAACGACUCCCCUCGCCCUACGAAUAACUAGUAAAGAUUGCGCCGAACAGACAGCGACCGAGCUCGAAACGGUUAAUGAUUUAGACUAAAUGUGAACAUGCUAUUAGACAAUGUGCAUGAAGCGCCUGACCAAUGUGUCAAGGCCAAGGGACGUUUAAAAGAAAAGGUUGAAUUUUGGAAGCACAUUGGCGCUUCACGUUGGGUUUUAACAGUUAUUCGCGACGGAUACGCGUUACCUUUUGUUGAUCUACCUCAAAGACACAUGUCCAAGAAUCACAUGUCGGCAUACGAAAUGCUAAAUUCGUUGAUUCGGAAAUUGAGAAAUUAUUAAGUUCAGGUUGUGUCAAGCAAGUGACCAAGUGCAUGUAAUUUCGCUCUCAGCGUGGCGUCAAAAAUGGGAAAGACAGACUUAUUUUAGAUUUACGUUAUAUCAACAGUUGUUUAAGAGUUUUAAAGUUUAAAUACGAGGAUCUGAGGACUUCAAAGACAUAUUUCGACCUGGGGACUAUAUAUUCAAGUUUGAUUAUAAGUCAGGGUAUCACCAUAUUGAUAUUUUGCCGGAACAUUGGCAGUACCUGGGUUUCUCCUGGGGAACAGAAAAUUCUAAACGGUUUUUCGUUUUUACUGUUCUGCCAUUUGGACUAGCCACAGCACCAUAUGUGUUCACACAAGUGCAAAAGGCUUUACUGAAGUUUGGCGAUUACAAGGGAUUCGCAUAUUUACAUAUUUGGACGACGGGAUUGGGGGACAUUCAUCAGCCCAGCAAGCAGCAGCCGUGUCGGAAAAAAGUAAAAAGUGACAUAAAACUAAGUUGGUUUCUUUGGCAUCCAGAUAAAAGUGUCUGGGAACCAACACAGUGCGAAGAAGUGCUGGGAUUUUUUGUUAACCGUGUGGAUGGUUAUUUUAGAGUGCCUGAGCGACGGAUUGUUAAACUAAAUAAUCAGUUGCACACUAUACAAGUCAAUAACUAUAAAACAACAGCUUAUGGCAUAGCCAAGCUCACUGGUACAAUUAUAUCAAUGGGUUUAGCACUAGGGCCCAUAGCUCAGGUAUGGACACGGGGGCUCUAUCGUAACCUUAGAGGCGCUCGAUGCCUUUACAAUAAACUGGAGUGGGGACAAUUACUGGAUUUUUCCACCACCAUACUUGAUCCCAAAAGUAAUUCCCACAUGUGUGCUAACAAAGAAGAGGGUACUUUGAUAGUGCCUCUAUGGUCUUCUGCAUACUGGUGGCCCCUUCUUACUAUAGACGGCAGGCGUCCUAUGCUUUGGAUUUAUACCGAGUGGUUGGAUAUUCCACUGACGAAGACACCUUCAUUCCAGCAGUUAGCCACGCAUGCCUCUUUGGGUCUGGCACCCCAUCAUAUCGAGUUCUCGCACUUAAAGUUUGUUUUAAUAAUAAUUUACAAAACAUAGUGAAGCUAUUCAUCUAGAUGGAUUCUGGAAGAAGUAACAGCUUGUGGCUAAAUUACAUACUGUAUGUAUGUGCCUGUGAGAGGCGUUUAUUUGUGAGAAUAAUUAUUGGCAAACUGUAUUGCUUACCUAGGGUACUAUGCUUGUGAGAAACUCAACAGCCUGUGAGAGGCACAACUGCCUGUUAGAGGCAUGACUACUGUGAGAUUAUAUAUGUGCCUGUGAGAGGCGUUUAUUUGUGAGAAUAAUUAUUGGCAAACUGUAUUUGCUUACCUAGGGUACCAUGCUUGUGAGAAGCUCAACAGCCUGUGAGAGGCACAACUGCCUGUUAGAGGCAUGACUACCUGUGAGAGGAACAACAGCUUAGGCAAUGCAGCACUGCCUGUGAGAGGCUCAUAGUGUACCUACAGUACCUGUGAGAGGGCAUACACAUAGUAAACCUGGAAUUGACUUGCAUAGCCAUAUUAAUGAUAUUGUGUCUUGAUUCAUAGAGGUUACAACACGAACGGCACCUGCCAGAGGUUUCCACCAUGACCCUGAAUUGAAUGCACUUGCUAGAGAUAUACCGAAGAUCAUAAUGCAAGAUCGGGCACCGCAGACAGUCAAGAAAUACUUAAAUACUUUCCAGCAGUGGAAGAAGUGGGCAAAGAGAAAAGGUCUCCAUGCCCUCCCUGCAUCAGGGUAUGAAUUUGCUUUGUAUAUUGCUUACCUGCUCAGAAAGGCCAAGUCAGUGUCAACAAUUCAUGCAGCAGUUUACGGGGUAGCAUGGGCACAUAAGAAAGUAGCUGCAGUAUCACCGACAGAGCACCCUUUAGUUAAACAAAUGGUUGAGGCAGCAAAAAGAAUAAUCGGUAUUGCCCCAAAAACAGAAAGCAACCACUAGGCAUAGAUCAUAUAAAGAAACUUGUUCGUAAAUUUGGUGGUGGUGGAGACCUGAGUAAGCUGCAGAUUACAUGUUUAAUAACAUUGGGUUAUAGUGGUUUUUUGCGAUGGGAUGAUUUGGCAAAGCUCAAAAAACAGGAUGUGUUAUUUUACGAAGAUCAUAUGCGGAUUUUUCUUCAAAAGAGAAAAAAUGAUCAAUAUCGUGAGGGUUCAUGGAUUUUUAUAGCCAGCACAGGCAAUUGCACAUGUCCAGUAAAGUUGAUGAAAGAGUUUUUUCGACAGGGCAAACGUCAGCCGAGUGAUUUUGUGUUCAGGAAGGUGUCGCAUACAGUUAACGGUAUGUCACUUAGAUCCCAAGCAAUGACGUAUUCGCGGGCAAAGGAAUUGUUCUCGAAGCACCUAAAGGGGCUCGGGUUGGAUCCAUCUAAAUAUGGUUUACAUAGUCUUCGCUCGGGUGGUACCACAGAGGCAGCAGCUUGGGGAGUCCCAGAUCGGCUGAUUCAAAGGCAUGGCGGUUGGCGCUCUGAAGUGUCCAAGAACAUGUACAUUCAGGAAACGAAAAAUGCACUUUUACGUGUAUCAAAAAGCUUAGGACUGUAAACAGUGUAGGAUAAGGAACUGUUAAAAUCAUAAAUACAUGCUACUCUAUAUGUUGUCAUUGCGGUGGCAGACUACACGGCAACCCAGUGUGAGAAUUAUAGUUUCUCGCUGGCUGAAGUAUGAAAGAAGCGAGAAACGGGUUCUCACACUGGGGGGCCCCGGGCGAGGUACGAUGCCCUUAUAUGGGCAUGCGCCUCGAGAUAGAGCAUGUUUUGUCUUUUGCCGCAAGUGUGGUAGUUCCCGCCCGCCCACCCUUGUGGUUCGAGACAUUGUUUAGGGUUAUUAAUAUUGGGUCUAUAUGUUAAUUUUGUGUAUGAAAACAAUUGUUAAUAAAUAAAGGCACUGCUACUUUUGCGGUGGCAGACUACACGGCAACCCAGUGUGAGAAGUAGUAUUACGUUAGCAUUUCACGAUGAAUUAUAGCUUACUUUUAGUUCAAUCAGCAGUAUAAAUUUAUUAACAGGAUGUUAUAAAACGACCUGCCUGUACCGCGUGUCUGUGAAAUCUUAAAGAUUAUUGGAAAUCUCAAUUGCUGUGAACAGCUUAGGAUGUGUUUUGUGACUGCAUAAAUUAAAUGCGCUCCAGCGGUUUGGUCGAUAAUGAAGUAAAAUACAGAAAUAUUUUACUUUCUUUCUGUUUUACUUAUUUUGUUGGUUGGUUGUCGAGUAUAAGAUGUCUACCUAUACUGGAAGAUAGUAUAAUAUUUAAUGUAUACCGUGUAUACUUACUUAUUCUUUGUUCAUGUACAAGCCAUGAACAGUACACUUUUAAUGUAUUAUCAUUAAACCUACUUGUUUCCGUAUUUAGGAUGCAAAUCUUGUGAUAAGAUUACUGCUGGAUUAUAAAGCUGACCCUAAUUUACUUUGCAUUGGCCACUCAGCAUUGUCGCUGGUCAUUGGAAGUGGAAAUGAUUUGGUAAACUGUUUUUUUUUAUAGCUGUAUUUUAUUUUUGGAGUAUUUUCGACAUCGUGUGCUAGGAACGUUUCUUUGGCCAUUAGUACUGUCACUACUGUGUCGAUGUUUAUUACAUGUACAUGUCCGUUUGCCCGGCAGGGUUAUCAUAACUAAAGACAUGGAUAAACACGAUUCUCCUCAGUGUAGUAACAUCACUGAGCAAGACACAAUAUAGACUGGAAAUUCUGGAAUAGUACAACCGCUGCCUCGUGCAUCACGCGCGCGCAGGCCUGGGUACAAGGCAGUACUACCUGCAUGUUUUAAUUGCAUGCGUGUGGUGGACACGGAGUUAAUGGCAUGGAGCAGGAGGGGCAACCGCUCCCCCCCCCCCAAUAGUUUCUGCAAGACUUGCUUGAUAGCCGAAUAACUGUGUAACAAACCUGUAAAACUAAUUUUUCAACCAUGAAAACAUUAAUAGGCUAAAAGUUAAGCUAUAGGCAAAAACAAAACUACGAUUCUCAGCUACAAAGGGUGGUCAUAUGUUGACAACCUAAUUGGCCCCUCCUCCUACCCCCCACUAUUUCACACUCGUAAAGCUACUUCGAAACGCUAUGUUAAAAUUACACGUGCUAUUUUGAGACACAUUGGUAGUGUCCUGUUUGCGUUUUGUUAUGGUUUUAAUGUUUACUACUCAGCAAAAAUAUUUGCUUUUGUGUUCAGGCUGUUGAAACUUUGCUCAAGGGAAACGCAGAUCCUAGUUUGUCCUUAACCCAUGGUGUGGGAUCACCAUUGUGUGCAGCUGUCUCAUUCACCGCUGAAAAACGACGAAAAAUUGUUGAUCACGUACGCCUGGUAGGUAUAGUAGUACUUUACGAAUACAUCUAAUCGCAAAAUUAGGUGUUAUACAAGAUAACAUCUCGAACGGUUUGUUCCAGUGUAGGUAAGGACGACAGAGGUGUAUAUUCUUCUAUAAUUUCCCCCCCCCCCCUGGGGUGGGGGAAAAGAAUCAAAGGGUCUUAGGGCUAGGGAAGAAAAUCAAAGAAGAGUAGAAAAAAAUGGAAAGGCAGAGAGAAAGGAAGAGAACAAUUUCCGUGGGUAAUUCGUGAAAAUCAGUGUUUCCACUUUCCAAAAUGAUUUUUUCUAAUUUUUUCCUAAAAAAUGGAAAGUAAUGAAAGUAUGGAAAGUAACUUAAAGUAAGAAAGUAAGAAAGUAUGGAAAGUAACUUAAAUAAAUAUGAAAAGCUUUACUGAGGAUUGCAAAUUUAGUAAAUAAUAACUUAUAACUAGCUAAUUUAUAAUUUAGGUAUUUUAUUCUAUCUUGAGGAGGGGACAAAUAUACUAUGUCACAGUAUUACUAUUAGGUACAGGCCUUUGAGGCUGAUGUAGUAAAGAUAUGGGGAAAAGAAUCAAAUCUGAAAAGAAGGGGGGGGGGGAAGAAUCAAAGUUUAUUGAAGAAUAUACACCCCUGAAGGACGAUAACACCAGAAAGCUGCAGAUUGAGAGAGAUGCAACCACCUGAAAAACUUAAGCAGAAUUUUUCUGUUUCUUGAAACGACGUUUCAGGGCCCUUCGUCGGGAAGUUAACUACUGACUACCAACUCCCUGAUGAAGGGCCUUAAAGUGCCUAUGACACGUUAACUAUGAUAAACUCUGAUGAAGCCUUAGUGCCUUCAGAAUUUCCAAACGUUUAUGGUUGCAUUGUAAAGAUCACUUACUGCUAUUUGCAAGCUCAACGUUUGGCGGUGUGUUCAAUGAAACUUUGCUAAGAUGUGGCAAACGUUGAUUGGCUUGCUCAAAACGUUAACGUUUUCCGGUCAAAACCUGAACGUUUGAAACGCAAACAAACAUGAAAAAAAAUCGUACGCCUAAUGGUAGCUUGCAAACAGCAGUAAAAUGACUUAAUAGUUUCUUUUAUAGAAUUUUGGUAACUUGCUCCCUUGUCAAGAUAUUAAACUUUGUUUCAUAUGCAAAUAUCACCGGUGUGUGACAUCACAUCACAUAAUGAUUUGCAGAAAAGUAUACUGUUUUCUUGACGAAUACGUAUCUAAAAAACUUAAAAAUUGCCAUUGUAUAUGUAUUAAUUGCAUAACUGGUAAUUAACCCUCUGUAUUUGUUUGUAAAAAUAUUUUAUCAAGGUAAAAUAUUGCGUUUUCAAAAUGUCAUGCGAUGUGAUGUCACAUGCACUGGUGAUAUUUGCAUAUGAAACAAAGUUGAAUAUCUUGCAAAGGAAUCAAGUUACCAAAAUUCUAUAAAAGAAAUUAUUAAGUCAUUUUAAGUGAUCUUUACAAUGCAAUUAUAAACAUUUGGGGUGAAAUUUCGUGUCAUAGGCACUUUGAGUUUUGUCCGCAGCUGUCUUGCACUAACCGUUUUAGUAACACUUAGUCAAACCGUUUUCACGAAGAUACGUUCUGUCAUAUAGGUCACUGAUUUUACUAGGAAACUCCUUGAACGUGCUUGACAAGAAUUUCAUAUUCACAGAAGGAUGGGAACACUUCGUUACUGUACAUUCUAAUUAUCUUCUUAAUAUGUAGGUGAACAAAUUGAUAAGAAGUGGUGCUAAUAUACUUGCGCCAAUUAUUGUCAGCCACAAACAUCCUCCCGGGACUGUGGUGGACUACGCGUACAACGUCUUCUAUCAGGUAGGAUUAACACUGUUUUAAUCGAUCGGAUUUUUUAGUACUGUUAUUGCUGCUUUUAAAUAUAAGACUAUCAGAGCAACGAUGCAGGGUUUUAAAGCACUAACUAAGCCGUCACUGCAUCGUAACGGUUAAAUUAUUAAUAGUAUUAUGGUGGGUACAUGUGUUCACAUGCAUGCAGGUGCAACGAAUUAUUUUAUCUCGUGAGCUUGAAAACAAAACUGAGCUUGAAGUCCCCCUCUCGUGAGCUGUGCUAUUUAGGAAAAUGCCUUUAAACAUAAUAAAUGUCCUGGUAAUCGUAUGUCAAUUGUGCAAUUAUAAUAUUUUUCUUAUAUUUUUCACAUGUACUGUUUCAUUAGUCUUUAGUUCGUCUUUUUUUUAAAUUAUAUACGUGCGAUUUUUUGUAUAGGAUCGAAGAAUAGCCCAUACCCCUUACCAUUCAUUGACACCUUAUGAGAGAGAAAUAUAUAUUGCUCGGCGGAAAAUGCUUGAUCAUCUGGCAGAAUUACUGCGGACACACGUUCUUAAGAAAGAAAAGAAACUGCUCGAGGAGCAGUUAUCUCGCGCCAAAGGUAUGAUCAUAGGGGGUGUUUGUACGACAAAAUCAGACUUACUGAACAUUAUAAUUUAAUCUGAAGUCCAUGCAAAACUCAUGCAUGAUUGCCUGUUUUUGAUAACAUACACAACAAAUGUAAUAAAGUUCUUUUAUAAAACUGAAAAAGCAAUAAUCGUCAAUUACCUUUUUAGUGCAAACAUUGUGGUCAUAAAUACAUUGAUACUAUAGACAUUAUACAUGCAUACAGUCAUGUUGACUUCAUGGGGGGCACGUCAUGAGCCCCAACGCCCCGGGGAGGGUGGGACCCAGACCGCUCCAUCUUCCCUAGAUUUUGUGAAUCUCCCUCCACAUUUAGACCGAAAUCUGGCUUUGUAUUAUACGUAAAGGUGUGAGGAGGGGGUGGGGCGGUCUUCCCUUCCUCACCCAACCAUCCUUCCGCACUGUUAACAUGUACUAUUGACAUGGCGAAUAGAUAUAUAGAUAUGUUACUUUUCUACUUUUAGAAUUGCAAGAGGAAUCUUGUGAGGAAAUUCAUGAAGAAAACCUUGACCGAGCAGUGAGUUUUUACUUUGAUGAAACACAAAGUGUUUCAGAGCUUGGUUCUUCGUUUGAAAAGGUAUUUAAUAUUUCUUUAUAUACGACGUAUUAUAUCAAAGUAUGAUAUGUUAUGUCAAACGAAAGUCCAAAUCAAUUUAGAGCAUGCAGUUGUUAUAUAAAUCUAAAUAUUGGUUAUCGUUCAGUAUUAAAAUUUAUCGUUCACUAUUAAACGUUUUUGUUUCAUGAUUAUAUAACACAUGGUUAGCCAAAGUAUUAAACUAAAAUAAUGAUUCAAGAAUACGAAAUUACAAUAUAACCACCACUAUAUAUUCUAUUCCCAAGAAUACGCAAUACAAUAUAUAACCACCACUUUGUAUUCUAUUCUAGGCGUCUAUUUACGACGAAAGCCAUGAAACCAUGUCAUGUUUUUCAUUAAGCGACAGUCGUUUUCCAGAUUGUGGUCUACGUGUUGCUGUCGUUCAAACACCAUCUGAUCACAUGAACGUAUCUCGACUAUCUGUGAACUCUACGAAGAAGCGUCAGCUCAUUCGAAAGAAUCGCUUUCGUUAUUGCUACGAGUGUGGUCGAUCUGUUGCAGUCCGCCUGGCUGCGUGCACGAGAUGUAAGGAAGUUUUCUAUUGUAGUAGAAGCUGUAAGUUAAAGGCUUGGAAUUCUCGACAUAGAGAAGAAUGCAUAAGAUUAUCAGGUGAGAAUAUUUUAGAAUAGAUCUAUAAUAAGUAUUCUUAUAUCGCCUCAUACAUAAGAAUUAAACACGGGAAUUAAUGUCUAUUUACAACAUUCGGCUUCGGCUCGAGUUAAUGUACCAAGCAGGAGUGUUUUAUCAGAUAUAAAGAUACGAGGCGAAGCCGAGUGUCUUUAGGUCUUGUAAAACACGCACUGCGAAUGUUUUAAAUUGCUUCAAAAACGAUCGAUCUAGUAAGGUCAUUGGUGAAGUAAUUUUCAAAAAACACGUUGUGGAAGUUGUCAAAGUUAAAGUUCGUCAAAGUAAAAGGGAAAUCUCUAUCACAUAUAAAGAUGCGACACAUUUUUUUGUGUUUUCCUUAUGAAUUAUUAAUGAGUUUUUGAAAUAUCCGAUGCAACAUGGCCGCGAAUGUUGUAAAACGUGAAACGUCUUCAUGUGAAACGUCUCCAUGAGAACAUUCGUAUUCUUCAAGAAUUAAAAAAAAACAAUUAUGAAUUAUUUGAGUGAGAAAAUUGAACUCAAAGUUUUUGUAAAUCAGCAUUCACGGUCAUGGUUUCUUUUGUGUUUUCAUGUACAGUACUUUUUGUUAUUAAAAUUUCAUUUAUACUCUUUAUUCUAGUGUCUUACUGUCUUCAUGGUGCAUGUCGAGUCAUAACUUUGCCUUUAAAUAGAAGCAUAUGCAUGCAUAGAAACCCUGCCCUUUUAUAUAAAAGUUUUUUGCGAUCAUGAAUUCCCGCUACUAUAUAUAGCUAAAGUAAAAUCAUAUAAACCAAUUAAAAUCAAUUUUUUAGAAAUUUUGAACAAGAUAAAUUCCUUUUUAAUUUCAGCAAGGAAUAAAAGCUCUCUUUCUAGAAGAACAGACAGUCCAACCUCCGUUGCCAAUACAGAAAAAGACAGUUCGUUAAUGAGUAAUUCAAAAGACAGUAUUAUUAAACGACGAAAUUCUCGAAAUUGCUCCAAAAGCUCAAAGAAGCAUCCAACAAAGACGUUAUCAGAUGUUUACACAAAUGAUACGAGGAUUGUACGUUGA